Messenger RNA from Raphanus sativus (radish), 631 nucleotides. RefSeq lists its product as uncharacterized. Lineage: Eukaryota; Viridiplantae; Streptophyta; Magnoliopsida; Brassicales; Brassicaceae. Gene Ontology annotation, molecular function: zinc ion binding; nucleic acid binding. The record is from RefSeq and is a predicted model, not a curated record. The transcript is spliced from 5 exons. The coding region runs from base 143 to 502 and encodes 119 amino acids.
UCAUGGUUACAUUCAAACCGCCAAAAAUUAGGUUAAUUUAUAGUGAAAGCGAGACUCAUCUUAGGGUUUCUCUUCCGCAUCGUCGUCACCACCUCCCACCUCCUCGUGUGGCUUCUUUCUCUAAGAGCAGAGGAGAAAUACAAUGGGUAGAUGUCCGACGAGGAAAGUGAAGAAGAGGCGUUUGUCUCACAAAACAGCUCGUCGUGACAAAUUCGAAGUCAAAGGCGACGAUUUGGUGUAUACGGAGUUGCGUAAACCAGAGGCGGAGGUCAAGCCUUUGAAGCUUGACGAGGAUUUGCCCGGAAUGGGUCAAUUCUACUGUUUACACUGCGAUCGGUACUUCUCCAAAGCGUCUGUGCGAGAUGACCAUUUCAAGACGAAGAAACAUAAGAAGCGUGUGAAGAUAAUGAAUGGACCAGCGCCACACUCACAACUCGAUGCAGAUUUAGCCGCUGGAAUGGGAAUGCCGGACAAUGGUCCGAAGCUCAUGAUGGCUGCUUGAGUUUACUUCAGUUUACUUCAUUAUCUUUCACACUGCAACAGUUUAUGGAACCUAGAUUGUUGUUGGUAGAUGGUCCUUAAUAGUUAAACUAUAUAAUUCCUAAAUUAAUGAUAUGUUUUUUUUGUUCUU